AUGUAAAAAUCACGAUACCCUAAUACAACUCCACAAUAUUUGGUCAUAAUUACAAAAAUCAUCUUUCUCCUGAGAUGUGCAUACCCUAGUUUAACCUCACGUAUAUCCUAAACAAUGAAAAGCAUGUGAAGUGUCUGGUUCCCAAGCUCCAGGAAAGAGCCGUAGCUCCUCCGCCUACUCUUCUCUCAUGUGACUCGAAGCCCGUCGAUUUCCCUGUUCGGCCGGGCCUAGGGAAGCCAGCUGGCUAGUGUUCCUUCUCCCGUGCCCUUCCAGGAAUCCAAUCUGCUUUACCCACCACAGUGGCAGCCACGCCUCACUGCAAAUCAAAAUUUUUAGUUGUGGCAAGUAUGCGCUCUGCUAGGCUUUUCCUUCCCUAGCCUUCCGUCUCCAUGUCGUGGUUCCUGCUGGAUCUAAUUCUCAUUUUGGCAUCAGGGAAGUUUUCUUACUUCCUUUUGUUGACGUGUUCUCUUUUUCAUUGUAGUUUUUUUUUUUUUUUGCUCCAUGGCUGCUCCGCGAUUGUUAGAUCCUAAUUUUUUUAACGGGAAAAUGUUUACUCGAUCUUUUAAAGAUGCUUUACAUGGAUUAUCUUCUUCGUCUUCUAAUUUUUCUGAUCUUAAAAUUACUUCUCUCCGUGGUUUACCGGCCUUGUGGAUUUCAGAGGAGGAAGUUCUGGCACUUGUUGCCCCCCUUGAGUUCGCUUUGGUAGGUAAAUUUUCAUCUCGUCGCCUUUCGGUUUGAUGUUACCAGGAAAUUCUUUUUUAAUCUCAAACUUAUUGGCCAAUUUUUUGUGACUGUUCUUAAUCUUAAACAUGUUUUGAUUAAGCUUGAAAAUGACCUUGAUUACUGUAGGGUUUUUGCUCAUAGAUCCUACUUUGUGAACAGUUGUUUCAUGAAAAUUUUCAAAUGAUCCCCUUUGUUUGAUAUUGAAGUUGAAUCUCCCAUUAUUCUUAUUUGGGUGUCAUUUCCCAACCUUAGACCUCAUUUGUUUUCUACUCGUAUCCUGCAUGGUCUCGCUUCUAUCUUCGGCAAGCCUCUUAAGAUUGAUAAUGCUAUGUCUACUAUUACCCGCCCCUCUGUUAUGCGAUUCCUUAUCGAGUUAGACAUUACCAAACAUUAUCCUGAUAAAGUUUGGGGAUGCCCUGAGGGCUUGGGUUACAUUCAAUCGGUUAUCUUUGAUGAAUUUCCUCCUUAUUGUCCUCAUUGUAAAUCACUAGGUCACUCAAAAUUGAAGUGUGACAUACUACAUCCUCAUUCUAUUCCUAAUGCUAAGGUGGUUAAUGUUGUUUUGGGGGUGAGCUUGGUAAUGUUUCGUCUGACAAUCCUGGUGGCAUUGGCCCUGAGGCUUUGGUUGAUUCGUCCAUACCUGUGUCGUUGGACCCUGUUCUUGCGGAUGAUGUUAAUUGGCCAUAUUUCCAUGGAUGUUGUUGUUAUCGAUUCAUCUCUGGUUUUGGGGGAGGAUGUCCCUGGUGUUGAUUUGGACUUGGAUCAGGAUCUUGGUCCUACUAAUGCUUUUGUGGGUAAUGAUUGUGAUCUUGUGAACAUGAUGGAUGUUAAUGUCCAUGGUUCAGAUAAUUUAGAUAUGGUUAAGGCAAAUUUAGAUGGAAAGGAGGUUAUUGUGGCUUAGACUAUUGAUCAUAACCUUUGCCAGAUUAAUCUGGAAGCUAUUCCUUUCGUUUCUCCUGUUGCAACUGUUGUUCAUAAUACUGGUGAUGCUCAGUUUUUUUUAUUUGCAUGCUCAUUUAGACCCUGGUGACCGUAGCUGUGUGGUCACUAAUGAUUUGAAUAAUCCUACUCUCUUUUGUAGGCUUUCUGAGGGUGAUGAUCCCUUAGGCUUUGACAUGCCUCUUGUUGAGGUGCUUAUCUCCGUUAUUUCUAAGGAUGGUAUAUUAACUAACCUUGCUUGUAAAUCGAAGGAUAAUAUGGUUUUGCAGGGUGACUGGUUAAAUGAUGAUAAUUUCUCAUAUGGUGGUGAGGGAUUCAUUGAGGAUGCUUUGACGUCUCAGGAUAACUGGUUGUGGGAUUUCUGUGGCUUUGAUGGGGUUGGUUUUCAACACGCCUCACUGGAUGGCCAUGGCUUAUUGGCAACCAUGGUGGCUAUGUUAUUGGCUCGCUCUCUUUUACUUUCCUCCUUAGGACGGGCCAAGCGUGGCAACCAGAAUACUGGACAAAAAGGCAGCAGCUGUAGACUUUAUUAAUGCACGGCUCCGCGAAACUCCACAGACCCAAAUAUGGUGAGCCAACUCAAAGAAAGCCUAAUUUUGCUUUUUUUUUUUUAUUUUUUCUUUUAGAU
Messenger RNA from Dendrobium catenatum, 2290 nucleotides. RefSeq lists its product as uncharacterized. Bases 1599 to 2195 code for a protein of 198 amino acids. The record is from RefSeq and is a predicted model, not a curated record. The transcript is spliced from 4 exons. NCBI's taxonomy places the organism in Eukaryota, Viridiplantae, Streptophyta, Magnoliopsida, Asparagales, Orchidaceae.